Molecule: messenger RNA, 1294 nt
Organism: Rhineura floridana
Lineage: Eukaryota; Metazoa; Chordata; Lepidosauria; Squamata; Rhineuridae
Exons: 3
Coding region: 1-831 (276 amino acids)
Source: RefSeq, a predicted model, not a curated record
AUGAGAUCGGUGCCAUUUGAGGCGCUGAUCUGUAACAAUACAGGCAGUGUUGUCGGCCUUAGGGCCUGUGCUUCCACAGAGGAGGGGCUGGAGAAGCGGCGGCAAGUGGAGCGGGCCUUUAGAGAGGCUUGCGGAGCCGAAAGUGGCUGCUCCCCCCCACGGGAAAGGGGGGCAAAAGGUAAGGGGAGAGCCUACAGGCCUCCACAAAAACACCCUCCCCCGGCGCCUGGCUCCUCGGAUGAGGAGGAGGCACCACCAUGGGCUGCCAUCCUAGCGCGCCUUGAGGCUUUAGAGCAGCGGGGAAGGGUGAUACCAACCCCUGCUCCCAGUUCUCCACUGACUGCUUCAAGGGAAGCUGCCAUUCCUGGGACUUCCACUGGGGGGGUUACCAGGCCAAAGAGAGCUAAAGCUAAGGCUCAAGGUGGCACAAAUACGGGUCAGCAGCAAGGGUCUAACCAUUAUGUCCUUGCUUUGGUUUUAGUGAGGCUUGAGGCUCUUGAAACCCCUCCUGAUUCCACACAGAUAGUGAGCGAUGGGCCAGUGGGUCCUCCUGCACCAACAGCAGCAGCGGGGGCUGGAAGUGAGGUGGCUACACCCCAGGCUGGUGUGAUAUCAUCUGUGACUGGGCCGCUGGUGGGAGCAGCUGUCCUGGAAGUGCAUUCUAAAGAUAUCAACAGAAGAGGGAUUUCUAUUCCGAGGAAUGUUAUAUUGUCUGGGACUAUUCUCUUUUUGGUCUAUUUUAUUUCGACGAAUCUGCUUCUUCACGACGCCACUAACUGUUUUGAUGCUGGGAACCAAAUUUGUUUUGUAUUCUUGAACAUAGAGAGAUAAGGCAGGCUGCUCUGUUUAUAUUGUGAUGUCAUCAAGCCUGGAAUAUUAACCCAAUUGUUGCUGAAAUAAGAAGUGGUUCUUCUUUACUUCUGUUUUGCUUUGUUUUUGUGGUUUUAAAAAUGGCAAUCAAGAAAGUGGCUGAGAAUCUGGAAGUAAUUAUGUUUCAGAAAAUAAUGGAUGAGAUUGAGAUAACGAAACAAACCCUGCGACAGGGCAGUAAGGAGCUGAAAAUUGAACUGAGCAAAAUGACGCAGGAGCUUAAAGAAAUAGGGGAUCCUGUGAGAGAGGAGAAUGAGAUCAGAGAUGAGAAAAGAAAAAAUAAAGGGAAGAUACAAGCCCUGGAGAUUGGAACAAAUGUGGAAUUGGAAAAAGAUCUGGAGUUUAUGGAUAUUAGAAAUAAAAUCUACUGUUUGGAAUUUAACGUUAUCUCUGAAGAAAUUAAUGAAGAUAUUAGAGAUAAAGU